AUGUCGAUCACCGUCACCGAACUUGACAACACUGUCAAGGCCUUCCAGGAAGGAAAAGGCGACGUACAGAAACAAGCACAACAACAGCUCAACGAGUUCAAACAAAACCCUGAUGCAUGGUUGAUGGUAGAUAAGAUUCUGCAAGAGGCUCAGUAUAUGCCAACAAAAUACCUUGGUCUACAAGUUCUAGACGACGUCGUAAACACAAGAUGGAAGAUCCUACCACGAGAUCAAUGCUUGGGCAUCAGAAAUUUUGUCAUCAACCAGAUCCUCGAAGCCUCCACAACCGAAGAGAGCCUCAAGGCAAACCGCGUGUUCGUCAACAAACUAGAUUUGACCCUAGUCACAAUCUUGAAACAGGAAUGGCCGCAGCACUGGCCAAACUUCAUCAACGAAAUCAUCACCUCGUGUCAUAGCAGUCUUUCCGUCUGCGAGAAUAAUAUGACAAUUCUGCGGUUGCUAUCAGAGGAGGUCUUCGACUUUUCAGCAGAACAACUAACGUCCAGCAAGGCUAAGAGCUUGAAACAGUCUAUGUGCCACGAGUUUUCAAACAUCUUCUCGCUGUGCAAUGAGGUUCUUACCACGGCCAACUCGAUACCGCUAGUCAAGGCCACACUCGAGACGUUGUUGCGCUUUCUCAACUGGAUCCCUCUUGGCUUCAUCUUCGAAACGACUCUCAUCGACACACUGAUCACUCGUUUCCUCGAAGUUGAUCACUUCCGAAACGUGACUCUCAAAUGCCUUACAGAGAUCGGCAGUCUACAGCUAGGCCAGCAACGCCAAUACGACGAGAAAUUGGUACAGAUGUUUACAGAAACUCUGACAGUUGUUGCGAGGACAAUACCAGUCGACUCAAACUUUAGAGAAUUGUAUGCAAAGAGUCGUUCAAGCGAGCAAGAAUACAUCCUGAAUCUAGCGAUAUUCUUAUGCAACUAUUUUGGCGCUCACGUUAAUCUCGUCGAGAAGCUCCCAAAUCCAGAUUACCUCGUACACGGCCAUUUCUACCUCAUAAAAAUCAGCUUGAUCGACGACCGUGAAAUCUUCAAGAUUUGUCUUGAAUAUUGGACCAAAUUGGUACAGGAACUAUACGAAGAGAUGCAACAGUUGCCGAUGACAGACAUAAACCCGCUUGUCAACAUGGGUGUCAGUGGAUUAGCAAAUGGUAGUGCCUCUCAUCCUAGCUCUCUUGCCAAUUAUCCUCUACGAAAGAACAAGUACAACCAAAUCUUGUCGAACCUACGAAUGGUCAUGGUUGAGAAGAUGGUGCGACCUGAAGAAGUUCUGAUUGUCGAGAACGACGAGGGUGAAAUUGUUCGUGAAUUUGUGAAAGAGAGCGACACGAUUCAACUAUACAAGACUACGAGAGAGUGCUUAGUCUACCUGACACAUCUGGACGUUGCCGACACAGAAAACAUCAUGAAUGAAAAGCUGCAGCGGCAAGUCGAUGGUACUGAAUGGUCAUGGAACAACUGCAAUACCCUCUGCUGGGCAAUUGGUUCUAUAUCUGGCGCCAUGAACGAAGAAACCGAGAAACGAUUCCUUGUGACAGUCAUCAAGGAUCUCCUCGGUCUUACGGAAAUGAAACGAGGCAAGGACAACAAAGCUGUGGUGGCCUCUAACAUUAUGUAUAUUGUUGGACAAUACCCACGUUUCCUCAAGGCGCACUGGAAGUUUCUGAAGACUGUCGUCAACAAGCUAUUUGAGUUUAUGCACGAGUCUCACGAGGGCGUCCAGGAUAUGGCUUGUGAUACAUUCAUCAAGAUUGCUAACAAGUGCAAGCGACAUUUUGUCGUACUGCAAGCUGGAGAGGGUGAGCCUUUUAUCGACGAGAUUAUUCGCAACAUGCGCAAGAUCACAUGUGAUCUGUCGCCACAGCAGGUUCACACAUUCUAUGAAGCUUGUGGAUUCAUGAUUUCAGCACAGGGACAGAAACCCAUUCAGGAUCGCCUGAUCGAGAAUCUGAUGUCGUUACCUAAUCAAGCAUGGGACAGCAUCAUCGAGCAGGCGAACAAGGACCCCUCUAUAUUGCAAGACGCAGAGACAAUCAAAGUCAUUGGCAACAUCAUGAAGACUAACGUAGCAGCCUGUUCCUCGAUUGGAAGUUAUUUCUACACACAGAUUGGUCGAAUUUACCUCGAUAUGCUCAAUAUGUACCGAGCCUCUAGUUCGUUGAUUUCGGAUGCAGUGGCUAGCGGAGGUAAUGUCCAGACGAAAACACCGAAGGUGCGCGGUCUUCGCACAAUCAAGAAGGAGAUUCUGAAGCUCGUCGAUAUCUAUGUUCAGAAAGCCGAGGAUCUGCAGAUGGUGAAUGAGAGCAUGGUACCGCCAUUGCUAGAUGCCAUUCUCCUCGACUACCAACGUAAUGUUCCUGAUGCUCGAGACGCAGAAGUGCUUAGCGUUACAACUACGAUCAUUCACAAACUUCAUCAAUUGAUGGAAGACAAGGUCGCGCCAAUCUUCGACAGCAUAUUCGAAUGCACACUCGACAUGAUCAACAAGGAUUUCCACGAGUACCCCGAGUUCCGAGUCGAGUUUUUCAAGCUUUUGCAAGCGAUCAACUUGUUCUGCUUCGGUGCGUUACUCAAGCUCGAUGGCCGACAAUUCAAACUCAUCAUCGAUUCGUGCAUGUGGGCCAGCAAGCACGAUAAUCGAGAAGUCGAAAAUACUGGUCUUGCCAUGUGCCUUGAGCUCAUUAACAACAUGGCAGAAGUCGAGCCACAAACCUCAGCCAUGUUCUUCCAGCAAUUCUACACUUCCAUUCUGCAAGAUGUCUUCUAUGUUGUCACUGAUUCUGACCACAAGUCUGGUUUCAAAUCACAGUGCAUGCUUCUGGCACGCAUGUUUCAGCUUGUGGAGCAGAACAGAAUAACGCAACCACUUUACAAGCCGGACCAAGCAGCACCUGGUACGUCCAACAAGCAGUUCGUAUCGGAAUACACUGCCAAUCUGCUGCAACAGGCCUUCCAAAAUCUUCAAGCGCCACAGAUUCAACACUUUGUGUCAGGACUGUUCGCACUUAACGAGGACCCGAACAAGUUCAAGACUCAUGUGCGUGACUUCUUGAUCUCACUCAAGGAAUUCGCUGGAGACAACGCGGAUCUCUUUGCAGAAGAUCGUGAGCAGGAGAAGCAGGAGCUGGCAGAAGCAGAAAGAGAGCGAAACAAGAAAGUGGGCGGACUAAUCAAACCAGCAGAUCUCGACCAGGAUGAUGAUCUGUGA
Messenger RNA from Lithohypha guttulata, 3219 nucleotides. RefSeq names its product Karyopherin transporter (gene CRM1). NCBI's taxonomy places the organism in Eukaryota, Fungi, Ascomycota, Eurotiomycetes, Chaetothyriales, Trichomeriaceae. The transcript is spliced from 3 exons. The coding region runs from base 1 to 3219 and encodes 1072 amino acids. Gene Ontology annotation, biological process: ribosomal large subunit export from nucleus; ribosomal small subunit export from nucleus; protein export from nucleus. Gene Ontology annotation, molecular function: nuclear export signal receptor activity; small GTPase binding. Gene Ontology annotation, cellular component: nucleus; cytoplasm. The record is from RefSeq and is a predicted model, not a curated record.